This is a messenger RNA of Orycteropus afer afer, 1743 nucleotides long. RefSeq names its product EF-hand calcium binding domain 12 (gene EFCAB12). Bases 1 to 1743 code for a protein of 580 amino acids. NCBI's taxonomy places the organism in Eukaryota, Metazoa, Chordata, Mammalia, Tubulidentata, Orycteropodidae. The transcript has 9 exons. The record is from RefSeq and is a predicted model, not a curated record.
AUGGACCACUCCAGAGAACCGCACAAGACGCUUCUCAGGUCGUUGCUUGGGCUCUACCAGUCUAAGGUGCCAGCAGACAAUGAAAACUCCAGCAAGGCCUACUCCUUCAAUCCUGAGCUGGUCAUUGCCCAUUGCUUUAAGCAAUUCAAACAGGAGGACUUCCACCUGCCACAAAGCCGCCGCCGGGUCAUCAUUGUGCCUUGCCGGGAGGAGGAGCAGAUACCUGUCAACCCCAAGCCCCAGCCCCAGGCAUCCCCACAGCCUAUUCCCAGUUUCAAGGCCCUGCAAGCCAAGGAUAUACAAGAACAGCUACUGGAUACCAAGACUUGGUUGAAGCAGAGGUUGAAGCUUCGGAAGGAGCUGGAGUCAUUUGGCAACGUGGAGAGGUGGCUGAAGAACAAGCCCAAAUGCACACCUUCGGAGGCCAAAAUCUUACGCAGUAUCCUCAAGGAGCAUAUGACCCAGCCAGCAGUUCCCUUGGCUGCUACCCGGAAGAAAGCCACCCGGGCUUGGCACAGAUUGGUGCCCGUGAUCCAUCUGCCCACACCUGAUGCUCUGUCAGCCAUGUACUCCUACCUGCAUACCCGCAAGAUCAAGAUCCUAGAGAUGUUUAACAAGGUGAACUGCAGUGAUGACCAGAUCACCCGGGAGGAGUUCAUUAUGGCUCUGAAGGCAGCAGGAGUGCCUUUGAAUAGCCAGGAGGUGGAAGACAUAGUGAUCUACCUCAGCUCUCUGGGGAAGUUCAACACCAUCACGACAGAUGUCCUGGCCAGCACCUACAAGCAGUGGUCCUUGGCUCAGCAGAGGAGAAGCCAGAAAGCCUUAAGGGAGAGUAUGUACCCUGCCCUGGGCAGCAUAUUCCUACAGAGUCCACUCAAGAAGCAGAAGGUAAGCCUAACCCCGCAGCCUCCCAAGAUGAACCUGCUGACUGUGCCCAAGAUCAACUUGAAGAAGGAAGUGAGGCCCAUGACCCUAGAGGACAUGGAGGAGGUUGGCAAAUGGCACCGUGAGAAGAGGCGGCUACACAAGCUCUCCAUCCCCUCCAUCCAGUACUCAGAACAGUGCCGCCUGGUCCGCAGUGGGAACAGGCACUUUGAUGAGAACUGCCUCCCGUCCACAAUCCGUGGUGACAUGGGGGAGCUGAUCAACAAGUCCCGCAGAGACAACUUUCUGGUCUACCUGAAGUGCUGGAAACUCUGUGAGUCCUAUGGCCUCCCGCUGACAGAGGACAUCCUCAUGAAAGCCCUGCUGUACCCGGGAGACAAGAUCAUUUUCUUGAAAGACCAGGUGCUCCCGAUCCGACAGCCAGGAGGCUACUACUCAGACUUCAAGUUCUUCACUCUGAACCAGUCUCUGCUCAGGUCACAAGGGACCCGUGUGGCUAAGAAGACUGACAAGCUGAGUCUCACACUCCUGUCUCCCUGUCAUUUGAAAACACCAAAGAAAAUCAAGAAAAUACACUUUAAGGAGUUUGAGGAACUCACCAGAAAGCUGAAAACAAGGAGGUCUGAUGGUCAGCAGCAAACUCACCCCAACCUCUUCUGGCCAGGCCACCUCCUGGACAAGCUGCAGCUCUACUUGCCCACCGUGGCCACGGACCGGAGCCUAGCACUCUUCAGCCACAUCCAAAUCCAGCCCCCUGCCUACCCAGCCAUCUACCACCCCAACCGCUGGUGGCCCAUAAGGAACAACUACAUGACCCAUGCCUAUUAUGAUGCCCCCAAGGUCUACUACAUCAACUAG